Molecule: messenger RNA, 661 nt
Organism: Monomorium pharaonis (pharaoh ant)
Lineage: Eukaryota; Metazoa; Arthropoda; Insecta; Hymenoptera; Formicidae
Gene: Trs20
Product: probable trafficking protein particle complex subunit 2
Exons: 3
Coding region: 91-513 (140 amino acids)
Biological process (GO): endoplasmic reticulum to Golgi vesicle-mediated transport
Cellular component (GO): cytoplasm; nucleus; TRAPP complex
Source: RefSeq, a predicted model, not a curated record
GUCAACAUGGCUGCGUUGUAUGCGGAGGACUGACAGCGACGGAGAAGUCGUGUAUCACACAUAACAACGUAACUGUUUUGUCAUUUUGCGAUGACUGCGAAUUAUUACUUUGCCAUAGUCGGCCAUGCUGACAAUCCGUUAUUCGAGAUAGAAUUCAAUAAUGCUGGGAAGGACGCGAAGAAGGAGGAUCACUCGCAUUUAAAUCAAUUCAUCGCUCAUGCGGCGCUCGACCUCGUUGACGAACAUACGUGGAAGACGACAAACAUGCAUUUGAAAGUUGUGGAUAAAUUCAACCAGUGGUUUGUCAGUGCUUUUGUGACAGCGACCCACAUACGAUUCGUCAUGGUGCAUGACAGUAAAAACGAAGACGGGAUCAAGAACUUUUUUAAUGAAAUGUAUGAAACCUACAUAAAGUACUCAAUGAAUCCAUUUUACAAGCUGAAUACUCCUAUAAAAUCCUUGGGAUUUGAGAAAAAAGCACAAUUAUAUGGUAGAAAAUAUUUAUCUUCAUGAAUGUAAGGAUUACUAUUAAUACAAGGGAGUUUAUAACUUUUCUUCACUUCAUUCAGGAUUUGUAUAUUACAUAAUAUGCCUUUAGUAAAUAAAUAUUUGUAAAUUUGUUUUUAUCAGUAUCUAAUAUUAAAGAAUAUUUUUUAAAAAA